Molecule: messenger RNA, 1656 nt
Organism: Trematosphaeria pertusa
Lineage: Eukaryota; Fungi; Ascomycota; Dothideomycetes; Pleosporales; Trematosphaeriaceae
Product: MFS general substrate transporter
Exons: 9
Coding region: 1-1656 (551 amino acids)
Biological process (GO): transmembrane transport
Cellular component (GO): membrane
Molecular function (GO): sulfate transmembrane transporter activity
Source: RefSeq, a predicted model, not a curated record
AUGACUAAAUCUCCCCUUACGGCAGCACCGCCCAUUGCGGUGGUGCCUGACGUUGCCAAGUCUAACGUUGAUGUCAGUGCCAGUGCCAGCGAGACCGAACUGUCUCACUCCGAUGCGAAGACAAGAGAACGAAGUGGAGUCACGUUUGAUACAGCUGGCCUUGGUCCGCAGCUCUACAAACCAAUCGAGAAGUACGAGGGCAAGCACAGAUACGACCCCGAUUUCGAGUGGGAGCCGGAGGAAGAAAGGAAAGUGGUGAGGAAGAUUGAUAAGAAAAUCUGCACCUGGGUCUGCUUGAUGUUCUUCGCCCUCCAGCUAGAUCGUGGAAAUAUCUCCCAAGCCUUGAGUGACAACCUGCUGAGCGACUUGAAGCUCAACACGAACGACUACAACUAUGGGCAAACAAUCUUCUACGUCAGCUUCUUGGCUGCCGAGUUGCCGUCGCAACUCAUCAGCAAGAAGCUGGGUCCGGAUAACUGGAUCCGUAAGGUAUCGUGGAGUCUUGUCGCCAGUAUGCAAGCUUUCUUGAGUGGUCGUAAAUCGUUCUACGCAUGCCGUGCGCUUCUGGGACUCAUCGAGGGCGGCUUCAUUCCCGAUAACAUUCUCUAUCUCUCGUACUUCUACACUGGCUGGGAGCUGCCGGCAAGAUUGAGCUGGUUCUGGGUCUCGUACCAGUCCACACAGAUUGUGUCCGCAUUCCUAGCUUACGGCAUUCUUCGUCUUCGCGGUCACAAUGGAAUGGAAGGAUGGCGAUGGCUCUUUGCGCUCGAAGGAAUGCUUACGGGUCUCAUUGGUAUCGUGUCUUGGUUCUACCUACCGCCGUCGCCUACGCAGACAGCUAGCAAGUUCCGCGGGAAGAAUGGCUGGUUCAAUGAGCGAGAGGAGAAGAUCAUGGUAAACCGCAUUCUUCGAGACGAUCCGUCAAAGGGCGACAUGCACAACCGCCAGGCGUUGUCUUUCAGGAUGUUCUGGGAGUGCAUCAAAGACUACCAUAUGUGGCCCAUUUAUCUACUGGGCUUAUCAUGGCUCAUUCCCUCGUCACCCAUGACAUCCUACCUCACGCUCCAGCUUCGAGCAAUCGGCUUCGAUACCUUCCAGACCAACCUCCUCACUAUCCCAGCUUACGUCAUCUUCAUUCUCCAACUCCUCUUCUGGACUUGGAUCUCUGAAAAGAUCAACGAACGCUUCCUCAUCGGCCUUUGCUCGCAGAUCUGGGUCCUCCCCCUCGUCAUCGCCCUCGAAUUCCUCCCCAAAACCGCCUCAUCGUGGUCUCGCUGGAGCCUCUCCACACUUCUCGUCGGACACCCAUAUGUGCAUGCCAUUCUCGUCGCCAUCACCUCGCGCAACGCUGGCACAGUGCGCACGCGCACCGUCGCUUCGGCUAUGUACAAUAUGUGCGUGCAGGCUAGCAGCAUCAUCUCGCAGAACAUCUAUCGUGAUGACGAUAAGCCGCUGUAUAGGAGGGGAAACAAGGUGCUCAUUGCGAUUACGGUGUAUAACUUUGUACUGUUUAUAGGCGCAAAGGUGUAUUAUACGACGAUUAAUCGGAGGAGGGAGAGGGUUUGGGGAGGGAUGAGCAAGGACGAGAAGGAGAGGUAUUUAGAGACGACGUCGGAUAAGGGGAACAAGCGGCUCGAUUUCCGUUUCGCGCACUGA